UCCAACUUUCAUUAAAUUUAUGAUUUCUUUUAUAAAAUAAAUAUAAAAUCCGUAGGGAAUCAGUUUGUAUCAUUUUAGUUUCAAUUAAUUAAACUUACAUUAAAUUCUACUUGUAAAAAUGGCAUCCCAAGUAGCAAAAUCAUUAUUGAAAGUAUCACGGCCCAGCUCAACAGUUAAAUUUGACUCUGCCAGGAGGGCUCUCAGUGUAGGAGCUGCUUUGCAACAGAAGAAGAGUCUUCCAGACCGCACCGGCAAGAAUGUGGUCCUUGUGGAUGGAGUCAGGACGCCUUUCCUGGUGUCCUUUACCGACUACGCCAAGAUGAUGCCUCAUGAACUGGCUAGACACUCCUUGUUGGGUCUCUUGCAAAAAACUGGUGUUUCCAAGGAUGUGAUCGACUACAUAGUGUAUGGUACUGUCAUCCAAGAGGUGAAGACCUCAAACAUUGGCCGAGAGGCUGCUUUGGCAGCUGGCUUCAGUGAACACACCCCGGCUCACACCGUCACCAUGGCUUGUAUCUCUUCCAACCAGGCUAUCACCACUGGUAUCGGUAUGAUCGCGGCGGGCGCGUACGACGUGAUCGUGGCGGGCGGCGUGGAGUUCAUGUCGGACGUGCCCAUCCGUCACUCGCGUAAGAUGCGCUCGCUGCUGCUGCGCCUCAACCGCGCCAAGACGCCCGCGCAGCGCCUGUCGCUCAUCGCCUCCAUCAGGCCCGACUUCUUCGCGCCCGAGCUGCCGGCCGUAGCGGAGUUCUCGUCAGGCGAGACGAUGGGUCACAGCGCGGACCGGCUGGCGGCGGCGUUCGGCGCGUCGCGGCAGGAGCAGGACGAGUACGCGCUGCGCUCGCACACGCUCGCACACGAGGCGCAGCAGAAGGGAUACUUCACCGACCUUAUGCCUAUUAAGGUGGAAGGCAAGGACGGCGUGGUGGCUGCGGACAACGGCAUCCGCGUGUCGACGCCGGAGCAGCUCGCCAAGCUGAAGCCCGCCUUCAUCAAGCCGCACGGCACGGUCACCGCCGCCAAUGCCUCCUUCCUGACUGACGGAGCCUCAGCCUGUCUUAUCAUGUCGGAGGCCAAGGCCAAGGAGCUGGGACUCAAGCCCAAGGCCUACCUGCGUGACUUCACGUAUGUGGCUCAGGACCCCGUAGACCAGCUGCUGCUGGGACCCGCGUACGGCAUCCCCAAGAUCCUGGACAAGGCCGGCCUCAAGGUCGCCGACAUCGACACCUGGGAGAUCCACGAGGCUUUCGCCGGACAAAUCUUGGCCAACCUGAAGGCUUUGGACUCUGACUGGUUCGGACAGACGUACCUCGGCCGUCAAGGAAAGGUCGGAUCUCCGGAUCUCAACAAAUGGAACAAGUGGGGAGGCUCUCUGUCUAUUGGACAUCCCUUCGCUGCGACUGGGGUGAGGCUGGCGAUGCACACAGCCCACCGCCUGGUGCGCGAGGACGGGCAGUUCGGGCUGAUCAGCGCGUGCGCCGCCGGCGGGCAGGGCGUCGCCAUGCUGCUCGAGAGGCACCCCGACGCCACCACCAACUAAAUGUCCGUACUGCCGAGAUAUUCGAUGAACAUGUAUAACAACAUAUUUACUGUAUUAUUUUCUAUGAUAUUAACAUUGUCAAAUUAUUCAUAUACUAAAUUAAGUUUCUGGAU
Molecule: messenger RNA, 1653 nt
Organism: Aricia agestis (brown argus)
Lineage: Eukaryota; Metazoa; Arthropoda; Insecta; Lepidoptera; Lycaenidae
Gene: Mtpbeta
Product: trifunctional enzyme subunit beta, mitochondrial
Exons: 11
Coding region: 119-1540 (473 amino acids)
Biological process (GO): fatty acid beta-oxidation
Molecular function (GO): acyltransferase activity, transferring groups other than amino-acyl groups
Source: RefSeq, a predicted model, not a curated record